Messenger RNA from Rhododendron vialii, 3948 nucleotides. Its product is annotated as U-box domain-containing protein 44-like. Gene Ontology annotation, biological process: cell surface receptor signaling pathway; protein ubiquitination. Gene Ontology annotation, molecular function: protein binding; ubiquitin-protein transferase activity. NCBI's taxonomy places the organism in Eukaryota, Viridiplantae, Streptophyta, Magnoliopsida, Ericales, Ericaceae. The transcript has 5 exons. Bases 526 to 3561 code for a protein of 1011 amino acids. The record is from RefSeq and is a predicted model, not a curated record.
CAUAGACAGGCAGGCAGGCUGAAGAGAAGAGAAGUCGAGCAGACUUUCAAGAGUCUUUAGACGACCUCAACGUAAUUUUCAAAUCAAAAUACUACUCCUCCUCCUACUAUGGAGUACUAGUUGUUGGAAAACAAAAGAAAGUUCUGCUCAUACUUCCUCUUCGUCUACUCUCGAUCACCUCAUAAUCACAGCUUUUCUGGUCCGCCACUCUGGCGCAGCCCACUCCUAAUUUUCCAGGAAACCCCUCGCAAUUUCCCUGGAAAAAAUCCACCUCCCAGAAAUCCGCUGUUUAUAAAUAUUCACCUAUGCUUGCGCUUCGUUAGUCUGUUUUCUUGAUCCUCUCCUAAAGCCUCCAACUUCUUCUAACCAAAUUCGAUCGUUUUAAGUGCAGAUGGGAUUGAAUUUAGGCGCUGACAAUGACAGAAAAAUGGAUGGGAGUGUAAGGCUUUGAUGAGUCGAGUUGAAUAAUUUGGUCACAUGGGACUACUGGAAAUCGGUUUGUAGAGUUCUUGUGCUUUUAACAAGAUGGUGUUGGAUGUGGUUACUAGUUCCUUAUUCUCACCGGUUGCGGAAGUCCUAUCGCAGAUUGUUGAGACAAUCUUUGAGGUUGUAAUUACUUCCAAGAAUGUCUUUAUUGAGAAAGAUAGUAUUCGGGAACUUUCAAAUUACUUGGAAAAGAUUGUCCCUCUCCUAAAAGAAAUGAUGAGGAAAAACAUUCAAAACUCCGACAGCUUAGACAAUGUUAUUUUGGUUCUUCAUCAGGAGGUCAAAGUUGCAAAGCAAUUAGUAGAGGAAUGCAGUAAACGAAACAAGGUAUAUCUCUUAAUGAGUUGCCGGUCAAUUGCUAAACGCUUGGAGGACAGUACAAGAAAGAUUAGUCAGGCAUUAGGUCUUAUUCCUUUGAGCUCAUUGGAUAUUUCAGCAGGUAUAAUUGCAGAGAUCAGUCAGUUAUGUGACCAUAUGAAGACUGCAGAGUUCAAGGCCGCUGUACAAGAGGAAGAGAUUUUGGAGAAAAUAGAGUCAGGAAUACAGGAGAGGAAUGUUGACCGCUCGUAUGCCAAUAGUUUGCUGUUUUCAAUUGCAGAGGCCGUUGGAAUUUCAACAGAGCGGUCAGCAUUGAGGAAAGAAUUUGAAGAAUUCAAGGAGGAAAUAGAAAAUGCACAACUGAGAAAGGACCAGGCGGAAGCCAUACAAAUGGAUCAAAUAAUCGCUUUGCUGGAAAGGGCAGAUGCUACCUCUACUCCCAACGAGAAAGAAACCAGGUAUCUGACCAAGAGAAAUUCUUUGGGUAGCCAACCAUUGGAACCUCUCCAGUCAUUUAUUUGCCCAAUAACAAGAGAAGUUAUGGUGGACCCUGUGGAAACUUCUUCAGGGCAUACAUUUGAGAGAAGUGCCAUAGAGACGUGGUUUGCAGAUGGGAAUAUAUUGUGUCCCUUAACCAUGAUAGCUUUAGACACAUCAAUCCUGCGGCCUAACAAAACUCUACGGCAAUCAAUUGAGGAAUGGAAGGAUAGAAAUACAAUGAUCACGCUUGCUUCCAUGAAACAAAAACUCUUGUCACGAGAUGAAGAAGCACUUCAUUGCCUGGCACAACUACAGGAUCUCUGCGAGCAAAGGGAUAUGCACCGAGAGUGGGUAGUAUUGGAGAAUUACAUACCUAUCCUUGUUGAACUUCUUGGUGCCAAAAGCCGUGACAUGAGAAAUAAUGCUCUUGCAAUCCUCUAUAUCCUGGCAGAAGAUAGUGAUGACGCCAAGGAAAGAAUAGGAAAAGUUGAUAAUGCAAUUGAAUCUAUUGUACACUUUCUUGGACGUCGUAUUGAGGAAAGGAAGUUAGCAGUGGCAUUACUAUUGGAGCUUUCUAAAAGUGAGUCAGUUCGAGACUGCAUCGGAAAGGUUCAGGGGUGCAUACUUCUAUUAGUGACUACUAUGUCAAGUAGUGACGAAGACAAUCGAGCUGCCAGAGAUGCAGGGGUGCUUUUGGAGAACCUCUCGUUCUCUAAUGAGAAUGUUAUCCAGAUGUCAAAGGCAAAUUAUUUCAAAUAUUUGUUGCAGCGUCUUUCUUCAGGACCAGAAGACGUGAAGUUAAUCAUGGCUAAAACACUGGCGGAGAUGGAGUUGACUGACCUCAAUAAAUCAUCUUUGCUCGAUGAUGGUGUACUUGGUUCCCUUCGUCACUUGAUCUCACAUGGCAGUACUGAGAUGAAGCAAGUGGCUGUUAAAGCUCUUCAGAACCUCUCAAGCUUGCCGAAGAACGGUCUGCAGAUGAUAAGAGAAGGUACUGUGGUCCCAUUACUUGACCUCCUCUGCCAUCACGCAUCUCCACUGACUUUACGUGAGCAGAUAGCAGCCACUAUUCUGCAACUUGCCGUAUCAACUGUGUCCCAAGAUUUGAGUGGGACUCCGGUGUCAUUUUUGGAAUCUGAUGGAGAUAUCUCCAGACUGUUCUCAUUGAUUAGCUUGAGCAGGCCUACUAUACAGCAAAGCAUACUCCAGGCCUUUCAUGCAAUGUGCCAAUCUCCCUCUGCUACUACUAUCAAGACCAAGUUAAAUCAGUGUUCAGCAGUUCAAGUUCUGGUUCCGUUAUGUGAGCUUGAUAACCUUAAUGUACGGGCAAAUGCUGUGAAGCUGCUCUGCUGCCUGACAGAAGAUGGUGAUGAAGCCUCUAUCUUGGAGAAUGUGGGCCAGAAAUCAAUUGAGACCUUUCUCAGGAUCAUCAAAACAUCUAAUGAUGAGGAAGAAAUUGCUUCUGCAAUGGGUAUCCUCUCUAACCUCCCCAAAUGCCCCCCGAUCACUACAUGGCUGCUUGACGCAGGGGGUCUUCGAGUAAUUUUCAAUGUUCUUUCUGUUGGUAAUCAUAAUGGGUCCCUAAAUGGGACCCACAAAAAUACGUUGAUAGAGAAUGCUGUUGGGGCCAUAUGCCAUUUUAGUGAUCCAACUAAUCGUCUUUUACAAAAGAAAGCAGGUGAAAUUGGCGUGAUUCAGGUUUUAGUGCAGUUACUCGAGUCAGGCACCGAGUUGACAAAAAAACGAGCAGCGUUUUGCCUUUCUCAGUUUUCCACAAGUUCACUUGAACUGAGUCGGCCAUUUCCAAAACGUCAUGGGUUAUGGUGCUUCUCACCUCCACCAGAAACCAUGUGCCCAGUUCAUCGAGGGAUCUGUACCAUAGAAUUAUCAUUUUGCCUUGUGGAAGCUGGUGCGGUGGGACCCCUUGUAAGAAUUCUUACGGAACCGGAUAUUGAAGCCUGUGAAGCUGCUUUAGAUGCACUAUUAACUUUGAUUGAAGGUGAGAGAUUGCAAAAUGGUAGUAAGUUGCUAGCUGAAGCAAAUGCCAUACACUUCAUAAUAAAACUACUCAGCACUCCAUCCCCUAGAUUGCAAGAGAAAGUCCUGAUUUGUUUGGAAAGGAUUUUCCGAUUAUUGGAGUAUAAACAGAAGUAUGGGCCCUCCGCUCAGAUGCCUUUAGUCGACUUGACUCAGAGAGGAAAUAGUAGUAUGAGAUCUCUGGCAGCCAAAAUUCUUGCUCACUUGAAUGUAAUUCAUGAUCAGUCUUCUUAUUUUUGAAGGAAGAUGAGGGAUUUCAUAUCAUUUCUCGGUUUCAGAAGUCUCUCAGAAAACUCACGGAUGUGGAUAGGGAAAUUAUGGAUUACCUGCACCAUUGUUACACGAAAAACUUGGAGUUGCUGAGAGCAAACGAGAGGGGCAUCCGGUUGUCUGGUAGAGAGAAGAAAUAGGUGGAAGCCACCAUUGAUGGGCAGGUUAGCUGACUGAAGGGCUUUUUUUUUUCAGUCGUAUUCUAGUUUUAAUUCUUUAGUCCUACUGAUUAUUUUGAUUCAGUUGUAUAUGCUGGAAAUAUGUUCAAUAGUUUGGAAAAAGACAAAAGUCGAAUUCUCAUGGUUUUUUUUAUCAUAGCUAUAGUGAAAAAAGGUGAUCCCCUACAGUUUUUUUUCC